Messenger RNA from Alternaria atra, 1284 nucleotides. RefSeq lists its product as uncharacterized. NCBI's taxonomy places the organism in Eukaryota, Fungi, Ascomycota, Dothideomycetes, Pleosporales, Pleosporaceae. The transcript has a single exon. The record is from RefSeq and is a predicted model, not a curated record. Bases 1 to 1284 code for a protein of 427 amino acids.
AUGGACUACCAACAGCCUGCGGUAUCUUCGCUACAGAAGAUGGAAGCAAACCACGAUGUUCGCGACACCCAUUGGCCGCUCAUCGCAGGCAAUGAAAAUGGGGCUUCAUCGUUCUCUUUCGCGGCGACGAGGUGGGAUCCGUUUGUCCAUGCAGGCUCAGGUUGUACAGAUGACUCUACAUCCUACAAUCCUGCUGCAAAUCUGAGGGAGCGAUUUGACCAACCAGUGGCAGUGUCUUCUUGCUACGCUUCAUUGUCCCCUUUCACUGCCACCCCGCGACAGCCCUUUGAACCACUCGAUCCCCAUUUCUUGACAUCUUUCGAGGCUAACAACGCAGUUGACCGGGUUGCAAUUACCAGACCGCAAGCUCAGCACUUAUCCGGGCAAGUCAGCGUACACCGUCGUCCAAACUCCUCCAUGUCGGUCUUUUCGUUCGAGCAGCCCCCACAGGAGUCGCGCUACUACCCUCAAGCACUGUCCGUAGAAGAAAAGCUAGCGCUUGCGCAAGGCGAAAAGAGCCACAACCUUCAAGAGUGGUCGGGCAAGAACCUCAUCACUCACCAUGAGGCGCGCAAGAACUUGGUUCCACACGUAAUGCCAAAAGUGGAAAAGUCUAAUGCUCUCGCGAGUAUCGAGCAUGACAAGCAGCAUAGUCAGCGCGCUCUGUCUAAGAUAACAGAGAAGGUGCGUAAAGUGUUCGGCCGACCUUGUAUCAAGGUUACAAUUGACACUGAAAAGGACGACGAGUCUGCUCAUGCACAGUCCCCGCGCGCUUCUCAGUCGACUUACGAUCUUCGCCUUCCUACUCUAUCACCCGCAAAGCCACAUCCGCUGCCCGAAUCAACAUUUGCACCAUCGUCCCAGGAGUUCGUGGACAAUACGCCUCACUAUCACGCUGCACACGCCCGUGCAGCAAGCAGUGAGGACUACUUCUCGCAACCUCCGCGUCCUCGGACAAGCACCUACUACGCCCGCCGCAUCUCACCCCUAGCAUCCAUUUCAGGUGCACCAUCAUCAUCCAACUCCUCAAUCCGAGCCCGCAGCCCUCUCGCCCAGGAAGUCCAGUUCCGUGCUAACCCAGAGACGACGUUCGACUCCCUCCUCGCGCCACAUAAAUCUGGGAAGGGCGAGGUGUUGAAGGAUUCAAAAUAUGCACAGAAGGUCAAGAUACGAAAGGCGAGUCCAAGCCCGAGUCCAAAGUCAAAGGCUAAGACUAGGAGAUUGACAAAAAUGCCGUCGGUGCCGUUACUGCGGAAGCGUGGCAGUGGGUCGGAGGCUGGGUAG